Molecule: messenger RNA, 5607 nt
Organism: Puntigrus tetrazona (Sumatra barb)
Lineage: Eukaryota; Metazoa; Chordata; Actinopteri; Cypriniformes; Cyprinidae
Gene: kcnq5a
Product: potassium voltage-gated channel, KQT-like subfamily, member 5a
Exons: 17
Coding region: 302-3412 (1036 amino acids)
Biological process (GO): potassium ion transport; transmembrane transport
Cellular component (GO): membrane
Molecular function (GO): voltage-gated potassium channel activity
Source: RefSeq, a predicted model, not a curated record
GAGAUGGUGACGCUCCUUCAAAACUCCAGUCUCACGGCGGCGGGAGCAGAUUGCUUGAGUCAUCUGGAGGUUCAUAACUUUACCAAAUCCUUUAUAGCUUGUCUGCCAGUGAGCUAGAUGCCUGCACUUGUCAGUAGGUGAUCUUGUUAUAUAUAAGCUUAAAGAAAAGAUAAAAAGAGAAGAAGCACAAUAAAGUACCUAAUGCAUUUACACGGGUAGACUGUGAAGCUCGUGUAGAGUGUCUUUAUAUGUGCGCACCGCUGGUGCCAGACGCGCGUUUCCAGCCCGCGCUGGUGAUGCGAUGCCCCGCAACCACAGCGGCGAUGAGGGCGGCACUGGUCUCUGGAUGAAGACCUCGCAGCACUAUGGCAUGAAAGAUGUUGAAUCCGGUCGUGGGACGAUGAACUGCGCGACCAGGACAGGCGACAGCCUUCUGUCGGCGCCGGGCACAACAGGUGCAGGAGCCUCAGAGAACCAGAGAAGAAAGCAGGGCGCCCGGCUGAGCUUGCUGGGGAAACCGCUCGCUUACAGCGCGCAGAGCGGCCGGAGAAACGCGCGCUACAGGAAGCUCCAGAACUACCUCUACAAUGUCCUGGAGAGACCGCGAGCCUGGGCAUUCGUUUACCAUGCCUUCGUGUUCACUUUGGUGUUUGGCUGUCUGGUUCUGUCUGUAUUCUCCACCAUCCCUGCUCAUAUGGACCUCUCCAAUCACUGUCUCCUUAUUCUGGAGUUUGUGAUGAUUGUUGUGUUCGGUCUGGAGUACAUCAUUCGCAUCUGGUCGGCUGGAUGCUGCUGUCGCUACAGGGGAUGGCAAGGGCGACUGCGCUUUGCAAGAAAACCAUUCUGUGUCAUAGACAUUAUUGUGCUCAUUGCAUCCAUCGCAGUGGUUUCAGCUGGUAGCCAGGGCAAUAUUUUUGCCACGUCUGCACUUCGCAGUCUGCGUUUUUUGCAGAUCUUGCGCAUGGUGCGUAUGGACAGGCGAGGUGGUACCUGGAAACUGCUCGGAUCUGUAGUCUACGCUCACAGCAAGGAGCUUGUGACUGCCUGGUACAUUGGCUUCUUGGUGCUGAUCUUUUCUUCGUUCUUGGUCUACUUGGUGGAAAAAGAGUUUAACAAACAGUUCGCCACCUACGCUGAUGCUCUUUGGUGGGGUACGAUCACACUCACCACCAUUGGGUAUGGUGAUAAGACUCCACAGACCUGGACCGGGCGGCUUCUUUCUGCAGGGUUUGCUUUGUUGGGCAUAUCGUUCUUCGCUUUGCCUGCUGGUAUUCUUGGCUCUGGCUUUGCUCUGAAGGUCCAAGAGCAGCACAGACAGAAGCACUUUGAAAAGAGGAGAAACCCAGCAGCCAGCCUCAUACAGUGUGUGUGGCGUAGCUAUGCGGCUGAUGAGAACUCGGUUUCCAUUGCUACCUGGAAGCCUCAUUUGAAGGCGUUGCAUACCUGCAGCCCUACAAAGAAAGACCAGGGGGAAUCCAUCAGCAGUAAGGGUCAUAGUAAUAGACAGAGGCUCUUCAGGAGGUAUACCACACGGAAAUAUAGUCAAAAGUUAAGUUUUCGGGAGCGCGUGCGCAUGGCCAGUCCUCGCGGUCAGAGCGUGAAGAGCAGACAGAUGUCAGUGAAUGACCGCCGCUCUCCUGCUACAGAGGUUGGGGUUGAGGGCAGCAGCCCUGCCAAGGUCCAGAAGAGCUGGAGUUUCAAUGACCGAACACGCUUCCGGCCAUCACUGAGACUCAAGAGCCAAUCACGCACACCGGCUGAAGCUGAUACAAAUCUCGGACCAGAUGAUGCCUUCGAUGAGAAGGGUUGCCAUUGUGAUGUGACUGUGGAAGAUCUCUCUGCCCCACUAAAGGCGGUGAUCAGGGCUGUCAGGAUAAUGAAAUUCCACGUGGCCAAGAAGAAGUUUAAGGAGACACUUCGGCCGUAUGAUGUAAAAGAUGUGAUUGAGCAAUACUCUGCUGGUCACCUGGAUAUGCUAUGUCGUAUAAAGAGUCUCCAGACUAGGUUGGACACCAUUGUGGGUCCACAGACCCUGAGCAGCAAAGCCAAGACCUUUUCUUCUCCUUCCCUGCACUUGUAUUACAGCCAGGCCAAGAGGAAACACUCUGCCCCAGGACUCGCCACAGCUGUGGGUCCACUCAGCGCCAAAGCCAGGAAUCUUUCCUCUCCCUCUCUACACAUGUAUUACAGCCAAAGCAAGAAGAAGCACGCUGGGGUGGAUCAGAUACUGGGAAAGGGCCAGAUUUCAGUGGACAGGAAAGGCAGAGAGAAAAUCCUACCAGAAGGAGAAUCCUUGGAGCAUGACAUGAGCAUGCUUGGCCGUGUUUGUAAAGUAGAGAGACAAGUACAGUCCAUUGAGUCAAAGUUGGACUCACUACUGGAUAUAUACCGGCAAGUGUUGCAAAAAGGCCCCUCUUCGAUGCUUGGUCUGUCUGCUUUGCCCCUGUUCGAGCUGGAUCAAACGUCCGACUACCAAAGCUCCAUCCAUAGUAAGGAUUUGUCAUCCUCCUCCCAGCUUACCGGCAGCAGUGUGUCUCGGUCGGGCAGCAGUAACCUGCACCGUGGUCUUCAUCUUGCUUUGGCCCCUAGUGAACUCAACUUGGGUACCGGUUACCCGCAUUCCGUCUCCUCCUUCUCACCUUCCCCUCUCCUGAACAACCAACCCUCCAGCCCGGACAGUUUCUACCCAGCGUCCCCUCCACCCAUUCUCACCCCCAACAACCUUUCCAGGAGUCACCAGCGGUUCAGUGAUCUGACCAGGCCGGUCCCAACAGUACAUUCAGCCUCAUCGACCCUUCAGCUCCCUCCAAUGGUACCAACGACUCAAAGUCGGUCUACCAGCCUUAUCCCAGAGACGCUACAGGAGAGCCGGGCGGAGUGUCUGAGCAAUUGCCUGUUGAGUACCCAAACCGAGGAUGAGACGGACAGGGAAGCCGAGAGUAUUCAAAGCACGGUACAGCUACGGGACAAGCCCGAACGUAACCCCAAGGAAGAUGGGUCGUGGAGAAGACACUUGAGCCUUGACAUUGAUCCUCUUAUGCUCAUGUCUUCCACAACAGCUGCCUCUCUACAGGUCGAACGUGGACUCGGUAAGUCUCUUUCUGCUCAGAACCUCAUGCUACCGACUGCUGCCGACUGCCACCCCAGCCUGUCCACUCGGAGCAGCGGCAGCAGCAACAACGAGUCCAGCGAUCGCGAGCCGCUGGCUGACUGGGGCGAUACGGAGCUCUUCGUCAACGACAAAGAGGUGGACACCACAGAGGGUGACCGUUACCACCUCCACCGACAAAGCAACGAUACGACCUUCUCUUCUGAGCUGCUACGGACAGGACCCAGUGGGCCGUCUCCCAGCCAGGCUGGACCAAGAGAUGGUCUGGAGUCCCAUAACUUGCCUCACGUAUGCCUCGAAUAACACCCGGAGCACAGGAACCUCACUGUGGAGACUGGACACAACCUCAUGUCCCUCAUGUGCUUCUUUUCCAAAGGAAAUGGAGUGUCCUGUAUGCUCUAUAUGUUUUCUAAUUUUCACAAGAAGACGACAUGCUGUUCAUACGUUUAUGUUCAUACGUACAUAUCAAUGCAUGGACAAUUUAUCAAAAAAAGAGAAUUUAUAUUAACAAGAAACUGUUGUGGAAAAAAUAUUCCGGGUUCAAUAUACGUUAAGCUCAUUUGACAGGUUUGUGAUGUAAUGCUUAUUACCUCCGUAAACACCACAAAUGACUGAAAGUGUGUGAAUGUAACAAUAUGAAGGAUCUUAAAAUCAAGAAAACUUACAUUUCUGCUUUUAAAUCGUCCAGAAAAUGGCCCCAUUCAUUUUCACUGUGAGUGCAUUACCCUAACCCGUAUACUGUUUAUGCAUUUAGAAUGUAUAUGCGUUUCUUUGUUAAUCAGUAUUAUGCCACAAAUGCUGUCGACUGAGUAUAACUUGUGUUGAACCUAUAAUAUUGCUUUAAAAUAAUGAAGGGUUAUGAUACCGAAUGAGCCUUGCAUGGGAUCGGCAUGUUUAAAAUGCAACAACAAAUAGAAUUGGAAGUGUGUAUGCACCUGUAAUUAUCCCUCACUCAGCAUUAGGAUUUAUUUCUCACUUCCUUCUAAAUGUUUGGCAGUCCACUCAUUUGCAUGUGUUAAGAAAUUGUGGUGGGAAUAGCAGAAAAAGUCAGACGGUCUUUGUCCACAACCACGUUAAUCUGUGAUACUAUGCAAACCUCAGCCAAUCAAGCAGGGUUUGCAAGCAGCUCCAGAGGAAACUCAGAAACAAAUGCAUCUUCACGCUGUAGCUUGCACAGAUAUAUGCUUUCUUAAUUUGACUGUGUCCUUUAAAACCCGAGAGUCUUAGCAUCUGAGGAAAGCCGAAUGUUGUUAAAGAGACGGUAUGUUGUGUUUAGGUGUAAUGUCUUGUGAGGAUGUAUUUGUAACAGUCAGGCUUUAUAAAAAGCACUGAUUUCUGAUUUUUCGAACUCCCGAGUCCUUGUGUGGAUAUUUGGCUGCUAAGAUGUAAAAAGAAUCAUUUUCAUCAUGACAAUAAAUCACACUUGCAAUAUCAUAACUAAUGAUUGUAAUUAAAUUUUACAUGUAUUUUGAUUGCUUUAUAACCUGCAUCCAUAUAAUCAGUCAAAUUUUUAUCGAAACUGCGGCAAUAUCUCAUUUCUGUUGUAUUUACUGAUUUUGUUCUUUUAAAUUCUGUAGCAAGCAGGCGUCUUAUACCUAAACCUCAGCUUUGUAACUUCUGUUCUACAUUUUUUAUUCCAUGCUUCUGAAUGGUACAAUAAGUGCUUUAGCUAAAAUGCUUGUCUGUACAACUUAGAAUGUAAAGUGUAUUAUUAUGUGUACGUAAACUAACCAUGAUUAACUGUUCAAAAAAAUUUUUUGUUUGUUUGUUUUUGUCUCUAUUUUUUGUUAAAAACAUCUGAGGUGUUCAUUAAGGAUGUUUUUGGCACUGUACAAUUGGAAGCACAACUGUUCAGAUGUGUAGAGGAAACCUGCAAAUGUGAUUAAUUGUUUUAACAUGAAUAAUGCUUUAAAUAAGAUUUAUAAUCCAGAGAUAGUUGAGAUGCUUAUUUUGCUCUAGAGUUGAGGUAAAUAAUAUAGGCACCUGAGAAUUUAACUGAGAAAAUGUCAACAGCUGUGGAACUAACUGAUGCUUGAAAUGCAGAAAAAGGGUUGUACAGAAAUAUAGUCUUCUUAACACAUCAUGAUUAAUAAUAUUACUAUUGUUAUUGCUUUUCUGAAAGUUUUAAUUUGUAAUUCAAUGUUUUACGGUGCCUUUUUGCAUUUUAUUAAACAUUUAUACAACUUCUGUAUUCACAGUACCUUGAACUCUUAUUGAAAUUGUUAUAUUUUGACAAUUGCACAUUCUCUGUUUGGCUGUGAACUUAAAGCAUCUGUCAGUUUAAGCAGCAUUUCUUUGUUUUACCACUAGAUCAAAUAAUUUAUUACACGGAAACUGGCCUUAAUAUACAUGCUUGAUAAUGUUAGUGUUCUCUGUCAUUCAGAAUAAUUUAUUUCAUCAUUGUGCACAUAACAGAGUUGAUGCUCUGGGAUUGAAAAAUGCAAAAUGAAAAUUUAUGAUCAUCAUAAUACUUAAAUAAACAAAAUACUUGAAACUUG